UAGAUCACACAGAAAUACAACAACAUACAACUAAAUUUUCUAAACACCAUCUACCUUUUAAGAAGUCAGAGUGGCAGGUAAUAAGUGGGUGAGAAGAAUGUUUGUCUCUUCCUACACUGUUUCUGCUCCAUUGGUCUCUUUGGGAGGACUGUUAUACUCAGGCUCUGUGGAAGAAAGCUUCUCACAGAGCUGCAAUAGCACAGUCAGCCUGUGCUUUUACAGUCUGCUCCUACCGAUUACCAUACCCGUUUAUGUGUUCUUCCACCUUUGCACUUGGAUGAGUAUUAAACUCUUUCUGCAUAAUUAAUGCAACCAGAGGCAUGAUGGUAUUCACUAAUGAUAUGCUUGAGUGUCCAUCUCUGAAAGCUCGGCUACAUGGAAAUACUAGAAACCCACUGAAUUUGUAGGAAAGAUGCUUAGCAUUUGUCAGAGGUUUAGGACUAUGUGACAUUUAAGUUGCAGAGACUUCUUUAUUGUAUUUUGGUUCCGCCCCUGUUUUUCCAAGCUUCUGAUUUAUACCUGGUAUAUCAGAAGAAACAUUUCAACAAAGUAUCUCGUUUGAAAUUAACAGCCCCAGCCAUUAUCUGAUGGCU
This is a messenger RNA of Phacochoerus africanus (Common warthog), 593 nucleotides long. RefSeq names its product phosphatidylinositol N-acetylglucosaminyltransferase subunit Y-like. The record is from RefSeq and is a predicted model, not a curated record. Bases 98 to 307 code for a protein of 69 amino acids. The transcript has a single exon. NCBI's taxonomy places the organism in Eukaryota, Metazoa, Chordata, Mammalia, Artiodactyla, Suidae.